UCCCUCUCGCAUGCUCCUCUAGGUGUAGCGCAGCAGGGCAGACGAGCACACAAAGCAAGCAGAGAAAGAAACUGCGUAGCUUAGCUAAAAGAGAAAGAGGAAGCAGAGAGAGAGAGAGGAAUGGUAGGGGCGGGGGCGUUUUGGGGGACGAGAGUUAUGGAGAUAGUGAAGAAGCAUGACUCUGGUGGUCUUGUUUGGAAACGAAUUAAACUCACCACCACUCGUAAGGCCAACGCCAAGAAACGCCUCCUUAGGGUUUGGCAGAAUGAAGCUGUCCUGAAGGCAUGUUCUGAAUCCCAACCUUCCAAAAUGUCCGCAGCUGGUGCUUCUGCAGUUGACAAAAAAGAGGGCCUCAACACUGCAAGCUGACUUUGAAAUGAGCAUUUCCUGGGAGAGAUAAGGGACGUACGGCGCUGCACUAGCCAGGUACGAUGCCCUGCACUUUCUUUCAGGUGAUUCUUUCAACACCGUUCUUAGUUUGCUCUAGUUUUAACGAAGUUGUGAAAGCUGAAAACUGCUGGGUGGCUAUUGCUGGUGGUUAUCUCUUAGAACCCUUCUUUGCCUGGCAAAAUUAUGUGCCAUCUCUACCCUCCCAGCCAAUUUCGUGAAUAAUAGAGAUCCAAAAACUGAGGGCUAUUAUAUCGUGAAUCCUGCGUCUUUUGUACCACAGUCUGAAUGUGGAAGGAUAUUAUUUUCAAGGCUUGGCAUUGCAAAUGUAGUAGUAAAACCAGAUUGUCAA
This is a messenger RNA of Populus euphratica (Euphrates poplar), 739 nucleotides long. RefSeq lists its product as uncharacterized. The transcript is spliced from 3 exons. The record is from RefSeq and is a predicted model, not a curated record. Bases 121 to 369 code for a protein of 82 amino acids. Lineage: Eukaryota; Viridiplantae; Streptophyta; Magnoliopsida; Malpighiales; Salicaceae.